Nicotiana tabacum (common tobacco) is the source of this 1806-nucleotide messenger RNA. Its product is annotated as germin-like protein subfamily 1 member 7. Gene Ontology annotation, molecular function: protein binding; manganese ion binding. The record is from RefSeq and is a predicted model, not a curated record. Lineage: Eukaryota; Viridiplantae; Streptophyta; Magnoliopsida; Solanales; Solanaceae.
UCAGUGUUUCAUCUGAGUAUUGAGCUAAGUAAUGUUAGUUGGAUAUGAAAAUGAACCUUGUUUCUUUUGUUGAUACUUAGUGAAAGAUUUAGAAAUUUGCUAUUUAUUGAUUUACGACAUUGAGCAACUGCCAUUUUGUUUUGCUUCUUUUUCAUUCAUUGCUCUCCAUCACUUGAGUUUUUCUUUUUCCUUUCUAAUGUGCCAUAAGACAAGAUAGGGCAAUGAUGAAGCACCUUACUAGGAAGUAGAAACCAUGAUUGACGAAAUACUUAGACAUGCUACACAAGAAAAAGCCUAGAUUAAUGGUCGUCAUAUAUAGAGGGUGUUUGGAUUGGCUUAAAAGCUGGUCAAACCAGCUUAAAAGCAAAGAAUUAAACUGUGUCAAUCAUCACAAAUAUAGGUUGACAUCUUUUCUCAAAAAAAGAAAAGAAAAGAAAUAAACUGUGUCAAUCAUCACUUUUAAAGAUAUCCAAAAUUCCUCAGUAUACGUAGCACCUUCUCCUUCUAAAAUUAGGCAUGCCUGUGAGCUUGUCUACUCUUUCAGUUCUAUUAUUUAUGGAAUAGGUAAAUGGGUGCCCAAAAGUCUAUCUCUAACAACUUAUUAGAACAUUUUUGGACAAAGAGUAUGAUUUAAAUCUAACACUGAAGAUAGGUUGACAUCUUAUUUUCCACUAAAUAUGUAUUGGUUUGUUGAGACAUUUCUGUCACAGUACCUUUAGCACAUUUAUUUUGACUAUUGAUUAUAUUAGUGGUUACUUGUCUUGAACCUGCAUUUAAUAAUGAGAAAUUAUCAGGACUAUUCAUCUGGACUGACAAAAACUAGGUUAUUAAAAUGAUUAGAUCAAACUAUAAGUAGUCACACCUCUCUCGUUGUUUUGGAAAAAAUCAUAACGAGCCCAAAACACACAAACUUGUUUCCACAAAAAACUUGGGUUUUUGCCAAGAAACCUGACUUUGCUAUAACAAUGAGCAUGUCCUGGUUAAUAACAACUUUAGUUGCUGCUUCCUUUUCAUCCCAAUUAGCUUAUGCUUAUGAUCUCGACCCUCUACAGGACAUAUGUGUUGCGGUUAACGACUCUAAGGCUUCUGUUUUUCUGAAUGGAAAGGUUUGCAAAGACCCAAAGCUUGCAAAAGCAGACGAUUUCUUCUUUUCAGGUCUUAAUGUAAGUGGAAAUGCAAUGCCCAAUUCUGGUUUUGCUGCAAAUGUUGUGGAUGUAAACACAAUGCCUGGACUCAACACUCUAGGUAUUUCUAUAAUUCGUGUUGACUUCGAGCCGGGGGUCCUUGUUCCACUUCACACACACCCUCGAGCUACUGAGCUCAUAACAAUAUUGGAUGGUACUUUCUAUGCUGGGUUUCUUGCUCCUGAUGCGGCAAAUGUCUUUAAAAGUCGUCUCUUCUCUAAAAUUUUGAAUCCUGGCGAUGUGUUUGUGAUCCCACAGGGGCUUAUACACUUCCAGUAUAAUGUGGGACACAAAAAUGCUACUUUGCUGGCUUCUUUCAACAGUCAAAACCCUGGAGUCGUCACAAUUCCUAAUUCAAUUUUUGCUUCAGAUCCGCCUAUUCUCGACGAUGUUCUUGUCAAAGGUUUCCAGCUCGAUAAGAAAGUGAUUAAACAACUUCGAAAGAAAUUCUCCUAGAAUAUGUCAUUACAAAUAUUAUUGUGUGUUGAAAGUUGUGUGCAGCUACUCACCAACGACGUGUGAAAGUAUUCUUUUACUUUUCUCUAAUUUUAACACUGUUGUAUUUUCUUUUACCCGUUUUUCGUCCAUCAUGUACAAUAACAACAUUCCCAUUAUAUUCUCA